Molecule: messenger RNA, 864 nt
Organism: Olea europaea var. sylvestris
Lineage: Eukaryota; Viridiplantae; Streptophyta; Magnoliopsida; Lamiales; Oleaceae
Exons: 2
Coding region: 207-776 (189 amino acids)
Source: RefSeq, a predicted model, not a curated record
AUAGUAAAUGCCACAUCCAGAGCAAGUGGAGGUUGAACUUAAUAGAAUGAAAGGUAGGCCUUUCAGAUAUAUGGAUUAUGUUGUCCGUUUAGUCCUCAAGAUUUUGUAUGCAGACAAAAACUAUCAAAAUAAAUCGUCGAUGAAAAAUCGUUUGUCUCGUGCACUCUUCCUUAUAGCUUACUGGUAUUAGUCGAGUUAAUUCAAUCAUGGACGGAGCCAACUCAACCUCCACACAGCCGAGUUCCAGGACGAGCAUCCACGUGACAGCCAUCGAUAGCAUAGUGAAUGUAAAUUCACUCUUCACCAUCGCAAUCUUCAUCGGCUUCUCCUUCACUGUGCCCAAAGCCCAUAUCGUCGGGAACACGCAGUCGUGUCACGUCGGCAUCGAAACGGUCAGAAGACUUAUAGUUUCUGAAAUUGUUUCCUUCAGUUCGUUUCUAUUUUCCUCGCUCAUAGCACAAAGUCUCAAAUUGACAAUCAACUCGCUCAACAGUUUAGAUCCAAUAGAACAUCUUAAAGCUGAUAUUAACUCUUCUGCAUUGAAAUUCGGGUUGUUAGGCUCCGCCGUGGGAUCGGUGGUGGGAUGCCUUUCGUUGAUAGUUUCGAUUUCGUAUGCUAUUCAAGUGAAGUUGGGAGUAAUUUCUUGUGGAGGAGAGUCAGUAUUUGCGGUUGCAGUAUUGGCUGUAUUAGUGGGUUUAGGACUACUAAUUUAUAUCAUGGCUACUAUAUUGCACUUGUUUCAUUGUUUUAUUCCCCAAAUAAUGGCUGAUAAAUAGGUCCAAACGAGAAGAUGUUAAUGCUUUCAUGCCUUGUAUUGAACUGUAUUAGAUAAUAUAAUUGAUAAAAUUUACUCAUUUUGUCAAA